Entrophospora sp. SA101 is the source of this 975-nucleotide messenger RNA. Lineage: Eukaryota; Fungi; Glomeromycota; Glomeromycetes; Entrophosporales; Entrophosporaceae. The record is from the annotation of a GenBank genome assembly.
AUGUCUAGUGAUGAGCAAAAAUAUGAUGAUAUUCCAAGGGAUGUUAUAAACAAAAGAAUUCAAUUUGAGGAUCAAUUAGCAACAAUUCAUUAUGUUUGCCCUGUCCCACCUACAAAAGGUAUAUGGUAUGGUGUUGAAUGGGACAAUAUUUCAAGAGGAAAACAUGAUGGUUUACAUGAUGGUGUAAGAUAUUUCACAUGUAGUGUUCCAAAUAGUGGAUCUUUUAUUAGGCCUUCUCCAAAAAUACAUUUUGGUUGUAAUUUGGAUACAAUUUAUUGGGCUGGUAAUACAAAAAUAGAGGUUGAGGCUAUAGGAUGGGAAAAGAUUUGUAGAAAACAAAGGCAAUUGGAUAGAUUGACAGAAGUAGGUUUAUCUUUUGAACGAAUUUCAAAUGCAGGAAAGCCUGGAGAAAUCGAAACAACUUGUCCAAGAGUUGAUAAUCAAGAGUUUCCAAAAUUAAAAUAUUUAAAUGUUAGUGAAAAUAAAAUCAAUGAUUGGCAAAAUGUUAAUGAACUUAAUAGCACUUAUUUUUGUAUCUAUAAUAUAGAUAUAAAAGCCGAUGAAGCAUAUAUUCUAAUUGUUGGUAGAAUUAAAGAAUUAAAAAUGAUGGAUGGAAGUCUGAUAUCAUCUAAUGAUAGAAUUGAUACUGAAAGAUAUUAUUUGAGAUUAUGCAUCAAGGAUUUGAAAUCGCCUGAUGAAAUAGAGAAACACCAUCCUAGAUUUAAAGAAUUAUGUGAAAUUCAUGGUGAACCUACUUUUGAUGAUAGAAGUUUAAAAGCAACUACUUUGACUAUUACCCAUAGAAAAUCUCUUGAUGAAGAGCCAAUUAAAAUAAUAUCAAAAAAACUUUUAGGAACUUUAACUUUGAGAAAUUUAAAAAAUAUAUUUCAAAAAUCAUUUGGAAUACCAGCAUCACAACAAAGAUUAUAUGGAACUGUAAAAGGCACUUCAAUAUCAAAAAAAUUUGAAAAUUAG